Messenger RNA from Trichoplusia ni (cabbage looper), 932 nucleotides. Its product is annotated as circadian clock-controlled protein-like. The transcript is spliced from 6 exons. NCBI's taxonomy places the organism in Eukaryota, Metazoa, Arthropoda, Insecta, Lepidoptera, Noctuidae. The record is from RefSeq and is a predicted model, not a curated record. The coding region runs from base 1 to 888 and encodes 295 amino acids.
AUGGAAAAAGAAGCUUCUCAGGUAACAAAAAUACAUCCAAGGACGUUUGAGGUCCACGGGCUGCAGUUUAUCCUUCAACGACAACGUUGCUUAGAUCUGCUUCAGAAGUCAAGAUGCAAUUCCACAUUCGUACACGCGUUUUUAUUGUUGAAGGAGGUUAAAUACGUGGUAGCCAUGUUUUCCUUAGUAGUAUUAUUUUUAUGUGCAAUCGCCAAUGUCUUGUCAGGUCCGGCUAUAAGUCUAAAUCAAUGCAAAUCUGGUGAUGAUGCGUGCACUACUGCUGCGGCGAAGGCUGCUUACCCCCUCGUCUUGGAAGCCAAUGAAGAAAUUGGUGCUGAAGACCUAGAUCCCAUGUACCUAUCAGUAAUUGAAGGAAACCUGUCCAUCCUAAAAUUUAAACUGUUCAACACGACCAUCGUCGGAUUCAAAUCAUGCUCGGUGGAUUCGGCUAAAUACAAUGAAGAAGAGUCAUCAGCCCAAGUAGUAAUAUUGUGUCCUAAAUUCACGAUGCAUGGCUCGUAUGACAUCGACGGUCGACUUAUCGUACUCCCAGUAAAAGGAAAUGGAGACUACAGUUUGGAAUCACUGGACUACAAAUUGAAGGUUGACAUGGAGUUAAGGACCAUCACCAAAGAUGGGAAGUCAUACAGAACUGUGAAGACCUACAAAGUUGAGGCUGAAGCACAAUCUGGUGUUUCAUAUGACUUCAGGAAUUUAUUUAAUGGACAAAAAGAUUUAGCCGAUGCUGUUCUUAAGUUCGCCAACGAGAACUGGAAGGAGGUAGCUAAUGAAGUACAAGACCCAGUAUUCAUGACAAGUUUGAAGAGAAUCAUCAAAAACGCCAACAAAUACUUGAAAACUUUGCCCAUUGAUGAAUAUAUGGCGUAGUCAAAUCAUUACCACGGUUCGGUAAAAUAAUGACUAAAGGCUGA